Musa acuminata subsp. malaccensis (wild Malaysian banana) is the source of this 1154-nucleotide messenger RNA. The record is from RefSeq and is a predicted model, not a curated record. Lineage: Eukaryota; Viridiplantae; Streptophyta; Magnoliopsida; Zingiberales; Musaceae.
GUUUUUUCCUCUUCCAUAUGGAAACAAAGGAUGUGGAGUUACAUUGAGGAAGGCAUUGGUUGGAAGACUGAACACCACCACCCUUCUCUUCCAACUACAAUGUUCAUGUGUACUGCACAGAAGCAAUCAAAACUUAUUUUACAGAGGGAAAGUCACAUCAGUUUCUCAUAAACUCUUCCUUGAAAUAAAAAAUCCACAGGCAUCCACUGACCUCUUGGACAUGGUUAUUGGCUUGUGGACAGUGGACCCCCGUUGCUUCCUUGUCUUCCUACUUCUGUUCUGAUCAGACAACCUACCAUUAUAGCUGCUCUUGUUCUUAUUCAUAGAUUAUCCUUUCGAAGAAAAUGAUGUUUGCUCACUCACAUGCUUUGGCAAUUCCUUGUACCCUUCUUGGUUACUCCAAAUGAAUAAUUUGGUCAUUUGAUUUCCUGUUUCUGACAAGGACUUAGGGCACUGCAACAUGUAUCAUCAUCAUCAUCAUCAUCCUGAAUGAGAAAACAUUCGGGGAAUAGGAUAUCUUUUGGGUUUUUGCCGAUCAUGUGCACCUCUUUGAGUCUUUUUAGGUGAUCCAUUCCUUUCGUCUCCUGAAUCAUGGUACCUCUACCGAUGCAUGUCUGGAGAAGUUGCCAUGAAUAGUUUUGGAGAGAGGCCACAGACAUGGAGUGGAGACUCUGUCUCUACUCCAUCAGAACUAGCUCACGGCAGGGAUGGCUCUUGGAAGGACCUAGGAACAUCGAUGAGCGCGAUCUCAUUCGGUUUAGCUGCAACCGCAAUCCUGAUCUCCAUGUUCCUCUUCAUGGCGAUAUUUGAGCAUCUGAUCAAGCCAAGGGCAUCUCUUCUAAGUUCUCGGCACAGUGCAACAGAAUCCUCAGAGAUGAGCCAACCACAUGCUCAGGUUCACUUGCAGAAGUUUCAGCAUCCAGUUGGAACUCAGUACACAGCUGAUUUCUCUGUGUUAAUGCCGGGCCAGCAGUAUCCUACCUUCAUUGCUCAACCUGCUCCUUUUCCUUGCCCAAGAGAAGGGAUUCAAUGGCCACCCCAUGAUCCUCACAUAUCCUUCAUGUAAAUACAGGUUUUGUCUGUAAUGGAAUCUGCUCUCUUGGAUGCAAUUAAACUUUUCUUUCAGGCCAAACAAUAAAAGGAAGGCUUGUUUA